This is a messenger RNA of Hippopotamus amphibius kiboko, 579 nucleotides long. Its product is annotated as jupiter microtubule associated homolog 1-like. Gene Ontology annotation, cellular component: nucleus. Bases 1 to 579 code for a protein of 192 amino acids. The transcript has 2 exons. The record is from RefSeq and is a predicted model, not a curated record. Lineage: Eukaryota; Metazoa; Chordata; Mammalia; Artiodactyla; Hippopotamidae.
AUGGCGGAACCGCUGCUCUCGUCACGGCCGCGGCUCCGCGGCUCGCCAUCCCAGCAGCUGCCUGGCAGCCGUGCACCGCUCCUGUGCCAGCCUACCUUGCUUCUUGGUGCCACCACCACCACCACCACCUUCAGGGGGGUCAACCUCAACAGCAGGAAUAGCUCCCAGGUUUUGUGGCCUCCAGGUGGCAGAUCCAACUUUUCAUUAGGUUUUGAUGAACCAACAGAACAACCUGUGAGGAGGAACAAAAUGGCCUCUAACAUCUUUGGGACACCUGAAAAUGCCCCUUCCUGGGGCAAGUUGGCAGGUGCCACGUCUAGUGGUGGCAGGGAAGAUUCUAAGCCACCUGGACCCCAGGGAAGGAACUCUUCUGAAGCAAACUCUGGAGACUUCUUAGAUCUGAAGGGAGAAGGUGAUGUUCAUGAAAACAUGGACACAGACUUGCAGGCCAGCCUGGGGCAGAGCAAAGAGAAGCCCAUGCCUGUCACCCCUGUGCCCAGCCCGGUGACACCGUUCCCCGUGCCAUCCCAGAGAAACCCUCUGGUGGCAAGUCCAGCCGGUUCGCUCUAUCUGCCCUGA